UGUUGAUUUGCUGGUGGGCGGGGUCUGACGGGCUGGCACCACAGAACCAGCGGAUCUGGUCUUCGUUAUGUUUUUUCAGCAUAUCGGGUGGAGUCCAUAUCCCGUCUCUUCGCAGCGACCAAGAAGGAGGAUUUAUCCUGUUUUUUAUUAUUAGUUUGACUCUUUUUUGCCGACGAGACAUUGAAAUUCUCCCCAAAGAUGACAACGACAACCACAUUCCAAGGGAUAGACCCUGGUUCUAAAAGCAGUUCCAGGGUACUACGGCCGCCAGGUGGGGACUCCAACUUCUCUCUUGGCGCAGAUGACAACACCAACCCCCAGCGCAAGAACAAAAUGGCCUCUAGCAUCUUUGCAGAACCCGACGACCCUCAUGCCCACCGGAGGAACAACCCACCAACAGUCGGCGGACCUGCAGGAACCCUGUGUGGGGAGCCGUCCGCCCCGCUGAGGAGGUGCCAGCAGCCUCUUCUCUUCCCCAAGAACCCUCAGCCUGAGCUGACCACCAUCCACAACUCUGGGGCGGCCAUGAUCUGGAACCAGAGACGAGAGGAUGAGAACGGGCAGGAGGAAGUGAUCGAUGAAUGUCCUGAUGGUGUGGAUGGGGAGCAGGAGGAGCAGAAGGAGUCGUCACAGUCCCCCGCCCCAUCGGGAGGUGCCAAUGCUGCUGCAGGCGGUCGGAGAAACCCUCCUGGUGGCAAGUCCAGCCUCAUCCUGGGCUGAGAAGAUCCCUUUAUUUUUUACUUUUUGAUCUUUUUUCCAUUCAGAUGCUUUUCUUUUUUCUUUUUCUUUUUUCUUUUUCUGAAGAUAACGCCCCCACCAGCACCGCCGCCACUCUCUUCCCCCGCAUCAACAUCUCCUCCUCAUGCUGUCACAUCCACGGACCUUCAUGUCUCACUCCACCCUCAAACCUUUUGUUUGAUCUUUUUUUUUAUUAAAAGAAGAAAAACUUUUGACAAAAGCACUUUAUGUAUCUCCCACCCCUGCUCCAUCUCCGCCCCUCCUGUAGUGCAUCGCGCCUGCUGGGAAAGGCAUGACAUUUAGCUUGGCCCUCGUUCUACCCCGUUGUAAAUGGUAAAACAAAAAAAUUAAUAUUAAAGGAUUUGAUGCGUGGAUUUCUAAAUACAAUAAAGAUUCAUAUGAA
Nothobranchius furzeri (turquoise killifish) is the source of this 1141-nucleotide messenger RNA. RefSeq names its product Jupiter microtubule associated homolog 1 (gene jpt1). Lineage: Eukaryota; Metazoa; Chordata; Actinopteri; Cyprinodontiformes; Nothobranchiidae. Gene Ontology annotation, cellular component: nucleus. The record is from RefSeq and is a predicted model, not a curated record.